CUGCAUAUUGAACGGUACGUUAGCGCGUGAAAUAUCAUUUUCAAUUUUAUCGAAUGUGAACUUCUCACGAAUCGUGUAUCUUUGUAUCUUUUUUUGUUUUUCGUACACAUACGUGAGUAUCUACGUAUCUAUCUUUGGUCGUUGUAAUUGAUUGUGAAAGAUUUCAAAUAAAUUAAAAUAAAUCUUGUUCGUUUUUUGAACCAAGAAUUCAGAUAAAAAAUCUUUGAGAUUAAAAUUUCAAAAAAUAGAUUCACGAGAAUCCAAAGUGAAAAAAUGAUGGAGUGAAUGUUUUGAAGUGAAAGGAAAAUAUCUUCUAUCAAAAAGUGAUGUUUUUUUUUGUCACGAAUAAAAGAUUAAUUGUAUAUCUGAGAGUUGCAGCAUCUGGAAUCUGGAUGAAGGAAAUGGAAGCAUAAUUACGGUACGAGGCUAAAAGUACGGUCGGUCGGUGGAGUCUUUCAACAUUUUUUGUCUGGACUUGGGAUUGGAAUGGAAGCAAAUUUUCUGGAUAAAUUCAGAUGCGAUAUUCCAGAAGAAGAAGAAGAAUCAGAGAUACUCCUGAAAUCAUAGAAUUCUAGCAGUUCUCAGUUCUCAUAUUUUCACCUGUUCGCUUGGAAGGACCACAUCAGUCUAUGCCAACGAAGUGGAGAGAAAUUUUCCGAACUGAAAAUCCAAGACCUGCGCAGUAAACUCACAUAGCAAAAACAUACUGAACACAUCCCUCAAAACAGGAUAAUGUCCUUUUAGAAUCAUCAUUAUCCAAAAAGAAUUCCGAAAAAUAAAACAUCGAAUAAGGUGUUUAAUAACAAACGUCUGUGCGAGAACUUACUCAGUUCGAUUGCGGAUACGGAAGUGCAAGGAUAUUUUACGGACAAAAAUUCAAAAACAAAUAAUAUUGCAUGUUAAAUCGAUGUUCUUGUCGUCAUAGUCGUCGUUCGUCUUCGUCGUCCUUAGAAUAUUUUCAUUCUUCAUCAAUCGCGAAAGGACAUUAAGAAAAUCAAGAAAAACAAAAAAAGAAGAAAAACAGAACUAAAGCAAAUUCAAUGCUCGAUGUGAAUUUGAAUUUUGAUUUUUCUUAUUUUUCAUUUUCCAAAGAAAACCUUAAAAGUCCUUUGAAAAAAUUUAAACAAAUUCCAAAAUAUCAAACAACAACGAGAAAUACAAAUUCAAAAAGAGAAUUCUAAAAAUUCAAAUUAAACAAAAGAAGAAAAUGUAAAUGUCGUUAGAUCCUUGUCGAAGGAUUUUUUGAUUUUGAUUUUGAUUUUGUUGGUAUGUGUUUUAAUGCUUUUAUGCUGAUGCUGCUUUUGUAAUAAAAAUAAUACAAAAAGAAAAACUAGUGUUUUGUGUGCGUUGUCGUUUUGUCGUGUCGUGUGUCGCCUCAAAAGUUGUCUACGACAAUUGUGAGUGUCCUUAAGCUGAUGCCGCAGUCACAGUCUAAGCACCAGUCUCAGUCUCACAGCUCGUCAAUAUCAAAGUGAAAAGAUAAAAAUAUAUCUUUAUUAUCCUUCAUACGCAUAUGUAACAAAAAAAAAGAAAAAUACAAGAAAAAGAAAUAAAAAUAAAAUAUAGCAAAAGCAAAGCAAAAAGAAAAUAAAAUAAAAUAAAAUAAAAAAAAAAUAAAAAAAGAUAUCCUUGUGAAAAUGUGUAAAUACGUGAUCAAUUUGUGUGCACUCCUCGUGGUAACAUUUGUGGAUAACGUUUAUUCGGAUUACGAAAAUACUUGGAACCUGUACUAUGAACAGCCUUGCUGUGGAGCCUCCAGUGGCCAUCACAUAAGACAUCACAGAGAUCACGUGAGAGACUUCAGUUGCGGCCUACUCUACUACAAGACUUUCCACUUUGAUGAGGCCAACAAUGCUUUGUUCGUUGGUGCUAUGGAUCGAGUCUUUCGACUGAAUCUCCAAAAUAUCAGCCAAUCGAUAUGUGAGAAAGACGUUAUCAUCCUGAAGCCAACUGGAUCAGAUAUUCUUAGUUGUGUGUCAAGAGGCAAACGAGAGAAUUUCGAAUGUCAAAAUCAUAUACGUGUGAUUCAGCAGAUGGACUCGGGUAAUCGUUUAUACAUUUGUGGUACAAAUGCUCACAAUCCAAAGGACUAUGUGAUAUAUGCGAACUUAACACAUUUACCCAGAUCUGAAUACGUGCCAGGAAUUGGUUUGGGCAUUGGAAAAUGUCCCUACGAUCCAUUGGACAAUUCAACGGCCGUUUAUGUGGAAAAAGGCAAUCCUCAUGAUUUGCCAGCUUUGUAUUCGGGGACAAAUGCAGAAUUCACAAAAGCAGACUCAGUGAUUUUUAGAUCGGAUCUGUAUAACUUGACUUCUGGCCGAAAGGAGCAUAAUUUCAAAAGGACACUCAAAUAUGACUCAAAAUGGCUUGACAAACCGAACUUUGUGGGGGCAUUUGAUGUUGGUGAAUAUGUGUAUUUCUUCUUUCGCGAACACGCCGUCGAAUACAUCAACUGCGGAAAAGCCAUCUACUCAAGAAUCGCUCGAGUUUGUAAGAACGAUCGUGGUGGCAAAUAUAUGAUCAGUCAAAAUUGGGCAACUUACUUGAAGGCUCGAAUCAACUGCAGCAUCUCAAGUGAAUUCCCAUUCUAUUUCAAUGAAAUUCAAUCCGUCUACAAAAUGCAGCACGAUGAUACGAAGUUUUAUGCUACCUUUACAACGAAUACACACGGUAUCUUGGGAUCAGCAAUUUGUAGCUACGACAUUAAGGAUAUCAAUUCAGCAUUUGAAGGAAAAUUCAAAGAACAAGCCACAUCUAAUUCCGCAUGGUUGCCUGUGUUGAACUCAAAAGUUCCUGAUCCACGUCCUGGCACAUGUAUCAACGACACUUCAGCCCUUCCGGACUCGGUGUUGAACUUUAUACGAAAACAUCCGCUAAUGGAUAAAGCUGUGGAUCAUGAGUUUGCCAAUCCAGUCUUUUUCAAACGUGAUAUUAUCCUUACCAAAUUGGUGGUCGACAAGAUUCGAAUAGAAAAACUGAAUCAAGAAUAUCUGGUAUAUUUCGCUGGCACGAAUACGGGUAGCAUUUAUAAAAUCGUGCAAUUCAUUAAGUACGGACAACGCCAUUCCAAUUUGCUCGAUAUCCUGGAGAUAGCGAAAAAUGAGCCCAUUAGAGAGAUGGAUCUAAGCCAAAAGACCGGCUCUCUUUAUAUAGCGACAGCGCACAGUGUGAAACAAAUCGACUUGGCAAUGUGCAAUCGACGGUAUGACAGUUGCUUCCGUUGCAUCACAGAUCCGUAUUGCGGCUGGGACAAGGAUGUGGGUGCUUGUCGUCCAUAUCAGUUAGGAUUGCUUCAGGACGUGGGCAAUGAAACAUCAGGCAUUUGUGAUACGAGUGUCCUGAAGAAAAGGAUAACAGCCUCGUAUGGACAAACAUUGCAUUUGUCGUGUUUUGUUCGUUUGCCGGAAGUUCUGCGACAGAAAGCGAUACGAUGGUAUCACCAUUCAACGGAAAAGGGAAGAUACGAAAUCACUUAUACACCAUCGAAGUAUAUUGAAACGUCAGAGGGUGGCUUGGUCCUGAUAUCGAUAAACGAGGGCGACAGCGGUCGUUAUGACAGUUAUUUGGAUGGCACGCUCCUUUGCAGCUAUAGCGUGAAUGUCGAUGCGCACAGGUGUACACCGCCAUCGAAAAAGAAUGAUUACCAGAAAAUUUAUUCACAUUGGUGCAACGAGUUUGAAAAAUACAAGUCCGCGAUGAAACAAUGGCAAGCGACGCAGGAGCAAUGCAACGCCAAGGAGAAGAAAAAUAGCAAACACAUAAACGAUGUACUCAGUGACGAGGCAACAGUCUGACCUCCUGGCAGUAUAACAACAAACAAAAGACUGACGUUUUAGCUUUUGAGAGACAAUAUUACAAUUUUAUUUUCGCAAAAAAAAAAUUAAUUUAAAAAAAUGAAAAAAAUUAAAUUUAACGAAUUCAGUGUAAACUAUCAUUAAAAAAAUAAAAAAAAAACUUCACACUCAAUCACAACAACAAAUAAAAAUAACACAAUCCACACACAGAAAACAUUACAUAACGCAAAAACAAAACAACCACAAUAUAUCUAAAAAAAAUAAAAAAAAACAACAAGAAAACAAAACAAUUCCUGCCAAUAUUUCUCUAUAUACUUCGAUAUAAAACAAAGGAUUAUUUUGCCAACUUGCCUACAGCCUAUAUUAUUACAACAAAAACUCAAAAAAAGAAAAUAUAUUACAAAAAUACAAACUCUCUUAAAAAAACAACAAACAAACUCAAUUGACCCACUGCGCAUAUAAAUAAAUUAACAACAAUUAAAAAAAAAACACAUCGGAACAGGAAGCACCACCUUAUAAAAUAAAAAAACAUUAAAAAAAAACCUACAAAAACGUUUUCAAAACACCAAAAGUUUAAAAACAACAAAAACCUAAAACCCAAAAGCUGCAUCUUCACACAAUAUGAUCAUCCAACAACAACAACCACAACAACA
This is a messenger RNA of Eupeodes corollae, 4447 nucleotides long. RefSeq names its product semaphorin-2A-like. The record is from RefSeq and is a predicted model, not a curated record. The coding region runs from base 1638 to 3794 and encodes 718 amino acids. Gene Ontology annotation, molecular function: semaphorin receptor binding; chemorepellent activity. The transcript is spliced from 16 exons. NCBI's taxonomy places the organism in Eukaryota, Metazoa, Arthropoda, Insecta, Diptera, Syrphidae. Gene Ontology annotation, biological process: axon guidance; neural crest cell migration; negative chemotaxis.